GUGCAUGUCACAGAUAAACAACUCAAGUAAGCAUUGCCAGCUUGUGAUCUAUUAACCAGAUAUGGAUUAUUCUCCAAGAGGAUUCCUAGCACGUGCUGUGGUGGAUAAAACCCGAAAUGAUAUUUCACUUGAUAACUGUGACAUGUCAGCAUGGUACACAUUAUCAAAACUUCCGGGAAAAUAUGAGAAGAGAUUUGUUAACAUGCAGAGUCCAGAUGAAAUCACGCUCAAGUGGUUAGAGCAAUCUAAAGAAGUUUCCGGUAAACUGUGGUUACAAUUAUGGCACCUUAUAGCUAAGGCUUUCCUUAGUGUAUUUCUUACCCAAACUGAUGUCAAUGGAAUUUUAAAACGUGGAUCGAUGUUUAUCCUAUCAGAGCCGCAGUUCAAACACUUGCUGAUAAAAAGUGGAAUUAAUAAUACCCUUGAUCAAGAACCAAGAACCAUAAAAGUAUUGGAUAUUGGAGCUGGAGAUGGAGAAGUUACUUUACGCCUUGUAAGUGGGAUUGCUUCAACUUUCCCAUCAUCUACCAUGAAGUUAUAUGCAACUGAGUCAAGUUGGAUAAUGCGGUCAAGGCUCGCAGAAAAGCAGAUAACGGUCCUGGAAGAGAUAAACCAACUGAAUGACGUAGAGUUCAUAUCUUGCCUCAACGUACUUGAUCGCUGUAUUGAUCCACAUCAGCUACUAUAUGACAUGUACAAUGCUCUUGCACCAAACGGAAGAAUACUAUUGGCGUUAGUAUUGCCUUACAGUCACUAUGUGGAGAAAAAUUCUAGUCACAUGCCACUACGGCCUCUUAUGGAACAUUGGCCUAGCCAAUCCUGUUUACCCAUGGAAAAGGAGAUUGAAAAAUUCUUCGAGCAACUUGAAAACAUCGGAUUUAAAAUCUUAUCUUGGACCAAAGCUCCGUAUUUAUGUGAAGGGGAUCUUAAACAAUAUGUUUACUGGUUAAAUGACAUACUGGUUGUAUGCUCAAAAUAAUAGAUAGAUAACAUUAGCGAUAGCGAAUCUACGUAUGCAUUCAAUACUUUUUUUUUGAAAAUUCCGUAUAUAUGGAUGUUAAUAAUCCUUUGUGGUUGUAAAAAAUA
Ochlerotatus camptorhynchus is the source of this 1086-nucleotide messenger RNA. RefSeq names its product protein-L-histidine N-pros-methyltransferase. Bases 62 to 979 code for a protein of 305 amino acids. The record is from RefSeq and is a predicted model, not a curated record. Gene Ontology annotation, molecular function: protein-L-histidine N-pros-methyltransferase activity. The transcript is spliced from 6 exons. Lineage: Eukaryota; Metazoa; Arthropoda; Insecta; Diptera; Culicidae.